AGAAUGACGAAACAUUGAGGAUAACCCUCUCCGACGACACAGAGAUCGAUGAGGAAUACUUUGAGUUUGUGUCCCCAGGGAGCGAACUUCAUGUGGCUUCAUCUUCAGAAGUUACCCCAAAGGAGAUCCAAGCCUUAGCCACCUUCCUCCACCGAUGCCUGCAGAACCAGCCACAAGUCCACGACCGGAUUAUGGGCCUUUUGCGUGAGUCGAGCCAGUCCCCAAAGAUGGCUGAGAUUCUGGGUUUGCUGUCCGCUUCAUCGCAGGUCUCAGCGUCUGCGAGUGAGAGGAAAUGCGACCUCGAGUGGUUCAAAGGUGUGUGUUUUAUUCUUAUUUAUUUUUUUUACUUUAUUCCUACUGUCGUGCCUGUUUCCCUCCAUCCAUUAUCGCUUAUUAUUUAUAUUAUUAUUAUUACUUAUAAUUGUUAUUGUUAUUAUAGAAGCUGCAAGCAGAGUUAUUUUGGUUAUAUUGUUAAUCCAGUCACGAUGAAGCCUGAAACCUUCCAGAAUGAGAAAUCCCUGCGCCAUCCUUCGCCCACACUGACGAAGCUCGUGAAAGGGGCCAAGAGCGAUGAGAUCUGUGGAGGUGAAUGCAAAGGCAUCGUCCUUUCACAGAAGCCACACGAGGACCGCUGUGACCGGGGGAAGAUCUACGUGGAAAAGAAGUACUCUGGUGGCAAAACCAAUGGAUGCGAUGUAAUUGAUGGGAGGCUGGCGACACGAUCUCAUUCUCGGUCUUGUGGCGUGACAGCAUCGACAGACUUCAUCAACACGCGUAGAAGGAAACGCACAAGCAUAGAUGUCCACGGUGUGAGGAGAAGCAAGAGGCUGCGUCUUUUCACCAGGAAAGAGACAUCAAAGAGACAGAAUGCUCAUAAACACCAUCAUGAAAUUUCCAAUACAUACUGA
Molecule: messenger RNA, 908 nt
Organism: Penaeus monodon (black tiger shrimp)
Lineage: Eukaryota; Metazoa; Arthropoda; Malacostraca; Decapoda; Penaeidae
Biological process (GO): apoptotic DNA fragmentation; apoptotic process
Molecular function (GO): DNA endonuclease activity
Source: RefSeq, a predicted model, not a curated record